CCUCGUGACGCCGGAGCCGGCCAGUCUGGUGUACGGCAAUCGUUACGCCACGUCGGGCUGCAUAGCCGCACAUGCGCACUCCGCGCCCGCUCGGAGGGAAGUGCGGCCGGCGCGAGGAAGGCGCGAGGAAGCGAGAGGUCCGCGCCCGCCCCAGUCCUCCCGCCGCGCCGGCUCGCGCCUCUCGCCUGCCGCAUCAUGGGUAUGGACAAUCAAAUCGCCGAGGAGAACAAGAAUGAGCAGCACGAAAACAUAUUCAUAACGAAUUUUCAGGAUGGAGAAACCGUUAAUUACUCACUCGUUAUCAUCAAGGGGUUAAUCACCGCCGGAGUUUACAAUUGCAACGAAAAGGUGAAAUGUAUUUUUACUAGCAACGGAAAUAGAUCUGAAUCCAAUUGGGACGUAUUCAAUCGAGAGUUCAAGAUACUACUGGACCUGAAGAGAGGCGACAACGUUAUAGAGUUGGAGUACGUAAAACAGAAAACGAAAUCGUUCCGACUGACUUAUAACCCCCGGAAGACUAAUUUGAAAGUCACCCCCGUUUAUAUUAUAUGCCAAGGACACGACGGCUGCUUUCAGAGCCCGUACGACGUGGACUGUUCUAUUGAUAGUGCGUGCUCGAGAAUAGCGAUCGGGGCUAAACUCAUCCAAAGUGUAGUGGCCGAGAAGUUGUACGAGAGUGGUGUGGGGAGAAAAACCUUCCAACUGGAACACGAGGUCAACCUUAAGAAACCGGAAUGCACAAUCUUCAGGAGCAACUUGAACGUAAACAAAGCCAGGAAAAUGAAACAGGGGGAACUCUGGACGCACUUCGGUAGAGAACUGAUGCUCUCCGAAUUAGGAAGUAACGACCGAAAGUUUUUAGCUUUCGUAUCCUGCACGAGAUUCAAAGGAACCGAUGAUGACAAGCCUCUGACCCACGAAGAAAUCGUCUCGCUGACGGAGGCACACGCGGCCCUAGGCGGAGGUGGGCUGGCGCUGUUCGGCACCGCGUGUUUGUACACGUGGCCUGUCACCGUCGACGAUAUACAAUUGCGCUUCCUGGAUAACACCCCUGUAAACAAUAAGCGCUUCAUGGACGACAGCGGAUACAGAGGAAGCUUGGGUGGAUGUUUUGCGACGACACUGGGGUCGACGUUACACGAACUGGGCCAUACGUUCGACCUCGGCCACACGAAAGAUGGAAUUAUGGGACGGGGCUUCGACAACAUAGAUCGGGUAUUUCUCGUCGGAGACAGAAGAUCUUCGGCCACCAAAGACAACAUGAACAAUUACAACGGGAAACCCGUACAGCACUCCACAGUAUCACUGCAACGCAACAUAAGCGUUACCAUGAACGUAGCCGAGCCGCUGAGAGUAUUGGGUCCGAGGAGCAAAACGACUCUUGGUAACUUUGCAUCCAUGUCGAAGUCCGACAUAGUUAGGAGGAGUCCGAACGUGACGCCGAUCACGAGGCCAUCCAGUGUUUACUCUACCAUCACAAAUAAAUUGUCGGACUCGAAAAGAAAUUUAAAUCGAAUAAACUGCACCGAUUCCAUAUAUUGGACGAGAAACUGUGCGGUGUUCCUCUCGUACCACAGAUGGUUCAAUAACGAGUACGGACGGGAGAGACAAGCCAUCACCAGAUAUUUAAAAUUCGAUACGAAUAAAAUGAUGAUAAUUUCUACGGCAGGUAUACGGAUAGUUGAAGUGAGAGACGACUCCGACGGCAUGGUUUUAGACUCCUAUGAAUUCACGAAUCCCUUGCCAGAAAAGAGAUUCUUAGUUCCGUUUACAUUCUCUCCGAAGACUAAAGUCCUAACUAUAGUGGUCGAAGACGAUUUGGGAAAUGUGUUAAAACAGACUUUUUCAUACUGAAAUACUUACUUGCAUAGAAAAUAUAGAACGUCCGAGAAUAGAGAUCUGAAUGUGAAUACCUACCUUGUAGAAAAAAAAGUUUUUUAAUUAAAAUGAUGAUGAAAGACCUACCCAAUAGACACUACGUAAAAUAAAUAACUAGCUCUAUGUUAUUAAUUUAAUAUUUAUUGUUAGUGUAAGCGAAGAGUAAUCCAGAAUGCUUAACAUUCGAAAAUGUAGCUGAUGUAAAUAAGACUGAUGGUAGAAGAAAUGGAUCCUCACAAUUUGAAUAAGUUAAUGUGUUUGUGCUCCAAAGAAAGUAAAAGAAAAGAACGUUUCAGCGCCAUAUCAAAUCAACUGGGAAACAUGUUUGCACCAGUAAAGUAUGAUAUGCAGGGUAAUGUGGAU
This is a messenger RNA of Aricia agestis (brown argus), 2241 nucleotides long. RefSeq names its product putative zinc metalloproteinase YIL108W. The transcript is spliced from 3 exons. The record is from RefSeq and is a predicted model, not a curated record. NCBI's taxonomy places the organism in Eukaryota, Metazoa, Arthropoda, Insecta, Lepidoptera, Lycaenidae. Bases 196 to 1854 code for a protein of 552 amino acids.